Messenger RNA from Oldenlandia corymbosa var. corymbosa, 1729 nucleotides. The record is from the annotation of a GenBank genome assembly. NCBI's taxonomy places the organism in Eukaryota, Viridiplantae, Streptophyta, Magnoliopsida, Gentianales, Rubiaceae.
CGGAGAGUAAACCUCCAGCGCCUUUCUCUCUCCAAUCUCACAAACGAUUCAUUCGGCCGUCACAUUCGAUCCAUUUCCUCCUUUUGAAUUAAUCUGAAUUACUUUGUGUAGUAACAAUAAUACUUUAUUUUUUUGGGGUUACAGUUUGCACAUUCCUUCCGUUUCUCUAAUGGGGAAGAAGAAAGAGAGGUCGAAGAUUAAGGUAGUGGGGAAGCAAAAGCAUUCUCUUGAUGUGAACAGAAACGGCGGCCGCAGCUCCGCCACCGAGCGGCGGCUCAAGAUGUAUGUUACCAGGCCAAAGCGCGACGCCAAGGGCAAAGUUUUAUUUAACGAUUUGCAGUCCAAAGUGUUGCCAUCAACCAGAAUCAGACCUGAUCGCGGAUUGUUCAUUAACACUAAGGUUAUAAACCCUAAAAAGCUCGAAAUCUUCCGGGAGGAGUUGACGAGUCAUAUUUCAAGCAAUUACAAUGUUCUUUUGAAGGAAAGGAAGCUUCCAUGGUCACUCUUAAACGAUCACCAAAAGCAAGCCAGAGUUCAUCUCUUGGAAACCGAGUCCUUUGCGGAUGCUUUUGGACCAAAGGGAAAGAGGAAGCGUCCAAAGCUUCAGGUUUCGGAUUACGAAUCACUAGUGAAGAGAUCAGCUGAGGGCAGUAAUUCUUUUGAAGAAGAAGAAGGAAAUGAAAACGAUGAUGGAUUCCGAGAUUUGGUACGGCACACAAUGUUUGAGAAAGGUCAAAGUAAAAGGAUAUGGGGUGAGCUUUAUAAAGUAAUAGAUUCUUCAGAUGUUGUUAUUCAGGUUUUGGAUGCUAGGGAUCCAAUGGGAACGAGAUGUUAUCAUGUGGAGAAGCACUUGAAAGAGAAUUGUAAGCAUAAGUAUAUGGUUAUUUUGCUAAACAAAUGUGAUUUGGUUCCUGCUUGGGUAACAAAAGGUUGGCUUAGGGUUUUAUCGAAAGAGUAUCCGUCUUUGGCUUUCCAUGCUAGUAUCAAUAAGUCCUUUGGAAAGGUUUCUCUGUUGACAGUUUUGAGACAGUUUUCGCGUUUGAAGAGUGACAAGAAGGCCAUAUCUGUUGGGUUCGUUGGUUACCCUAAUGUCGGGAAGUCCACGGUUAUCAACACUCUUCGUACUAAGAAUGUUUGCAAGGUUGCGCCAAUUCCUGGUGAGACUAAAGUGUGGCAGUAUAUCACGCUCACAAAGAGGAUCUUCUUGAUUGAUUGCCCCGGAGUUGUGUAUCAGAAUAACAAUGAUUCGGAAACUGAUAUCGUACUGAAAGGUGUGGUCCGGGUGACGAAUUUGGAAGAUGCUGCGGAGCACAUUGGUGAAGUUUUGAAACGUGUGAAGAAAGAGCACCUUCAGAGAGCAUAUAAGAUAACGGAUUGGGAAGAUGAUCAUGAUUUUCUUGUUCAGCUGUGCAAGGCAACCGGGAAGCUCUUGAGAGGAGGUGAACCCGAUUUGAUGACGGCUGCUAAGAUGGUUCUUCAUGAUUGGCAAAGAGGUAAGAUACCAUUCUUUGUCCCGCCUCCGAAGGAAUCACCUGAAGAUCCUGUUGAUGACGCUAAUGCUGAAAAUGGUAAACCCGCUGAUGAUGAUGCUACAGAUGCUAUUUCCUCGCAGUAGUUGAAGAUGUUCCACUUAUAAGAGGUCCUCUUUUUUGCUGAGAAUGAGUAGCUGGUUGAUGAUGCUGAGCAACUGAGUUAAAGUUUAGGUAUCUUUGAACUUUUUAUGCAUGAG